UGCAUAAUGAUUGUAUGUUAAGCAAAGAUUCUGAUUGCAUGUUGAAAAAAGAAGAUUCUAAUAAUAUGUUAGUUGAAGAUAAUUCUAGUAAUGAGAUGCUAUAUGAAGUUGAUAUGUUGAGUGAAGAUGAUAUGUUAAAUGAAAAUGAUAUGUUGAGCAAAGACGGUAUGUUGAGCGAAGAUGAUAUGUUGAGUGAAGAUGACGACAUAAUGAGCGAAGAUUAUGUGUUGAGCAAAGAUGAUGAAUUGAGUAAAGAUUAUGUGUUGAGCAAAGAUGAUAUAUUGAAUGAAAAUGAUCUGUUAAGCGAAAACAACAUAUUGAGUGAAAACAAUUCUGAUAGAGAAAUUGUUGAUGAACCUUUGAGUAAUAAAAAAAUGCCACAUAUUGAUAGAGAAUUCACUCCAUAUUUUAGCAAUCUUAUAGAAGCAAAGAUGUUUUGUUGGUUAGUUAUUAUAGGCGAUGAAUUGGCAAGAAGCAUGCAAAGUAAAAAUCGCAAAGAAAGGUCAAUUGGAGACGAGAUAUGGAUGCUAGAUAGAGAAAUGAAUAAUGCGACUGUAAUUACUGAACUGCAGGCAAUUGUUAAGC
This is a messenger RNA of Cetraspora pellucida, 585 nucleotides long. The record is from the annotation of a GenBank genome assembly. NCBI's taxonomy places the organism in Eukaryota, Fungi, Glomeromycota, Glomeromycetes, Diversisporales, Gigasporaceae.